AUGAACACCGAGUUUCGUCCCAAAUUGGCACCGACUAGGAAGCCUGCCACUUAUCUAGCCAAAGUUCAAACCUUUUUCAUCGUCAAAGAUUCUCUUAAACCACACACCACCGUCCUAAUAGGUUCCAUCCUCCAACUUAUCCUCUCUGCAACCCUUCCUUUCCGUUGGGCAGUUGUCCCCUCCGCUAUCGUCUUUCUCAACUCGAUCAUCACAACUGUCCUCCAGCUCCGCAGCCCGAAACCAAACGAGUACACGACAGAUACUGUACACGGCCGUGCGACAGCUCAGCUUCCCUUCCGAGACGGUACCUUUGGGAAUAGGCCCGGUGCGAGUCCUGUUGUUGUCUUCAACCUUGGUGUCCAAUCCAACCACCCACUUGGCGUCGCGGCACCGCACUUUGACAAGGUCGGAGAUUACUUCAGGACUCUACACAAUAAUCUCACAGCUCGCCGAGAUGAGCUAGGCAUGUUGAGCUACUCAAACUGGCGAGGCGAUGAGCGAACUAGUAACAACACCCUACUCCUGACAUACUACUUCCGUGACGUCGAGAGCCUGAACCGCUUCGCCCACGAGGAACUGCACCGUAAGGCCUGGGAUUGGAUGAACAAGGAGAAACCGGCACAUAUCGGCAUCUUUCACGAGACGUUUUGCGUGCCAGCACACGCUUACGAGACUAUCUAUGUGAACUGCCAUCCAGUCUUGAUGGGGAGGGCGACGGUCAAGACAAAGGGCGAAGAGGAGGCAUGGAUGAAUUCUCUUGUAAGUGCGGAUGUGCCUGCGUUGAAGACGCAAUGGGCGAGGUUAUCAAGGGAUCCAAAGGGGAAUCCUCGAGAGGAGUGA
Messenger RNA from Fusarium vanettenii 77-13-4, 840 nucleotides. RefSeq lists its product as uncharacterized. NCBI's taxonomy places the organism in Eukaryota, Fungi, Ascomycota, Sordariomycetes, Hypocreales, Nectriaceae. The transcript is spliced from 2 exons. The record is from RefSeq and is a predicted model, not a curated record. The coding region runs from base 1 to 840 and encodes 279 amino acids.